This is a messenger RNA of Wyeomyia smithii (pitcher-plant mosquito), 1364 nucleotides long. RefSeq lists its product as uncharacterized. The record is from RefSeq and is a predicted model, not a curated record. The transcript has 2 exons. Bases 635 to 1129 code for a protein of 164 amino acids. NCBI's taxonomy places the organism in Eukaryota, Metazoa, Arthropoda, Insecta, Diptera, Culicidae.
UUUACUGAUUUCUAAACAGCUUGCAUUAGAUAAUAAUACGUAAAAUUUCAUGAUAUAUCGACCUGUUCAACUGUUUCGGUUUUAAUGUGUUUUAUUUAUGAUAAAAAAAAUAACCGAAAACCACUAAUAUCGAGAGACCAUGUACUUUUCGGAAUUUUCAUCCCAAGGGUCGAAUCGAUUCUUCUUCCUAAAAAUAUGAAAAACAUAAAAGUGUAAAUUUAAUACAUGAAGAAAACAGAACAAAGAUCAAGACCAGAAUUGAUACAAGUAUUUUCCAGAGGUAGCUUCUAUUAAAAUGAAAUUUACCGCGUCAUUUUGAAACUGCUGAUCAAACUAAUCGAAAGUUGAAGAUGUAAAAACCUAAUUUUGAAAAAAAAAAUGUUUUGAAAGGUUACAGAAUAUCUACACGCGUGAUGCUUCAAUUCGUUCGACUGACGAUGGUCAAGUGACGCAGGAAGAAUGUUGUUUAAGCUCUAAUGAUCGAUGUUUCAUCGAGAGGCGCAAUAAUUACCAGAAUCAAAUUGAAUUAACACAGGGUAUCAAGAAACGCUAACCGUUUGAUAAUUAUAAUUAAGAUUCGAGAAAUUCAGCUAGUCGCGUUUUAUCAGAUCGGCAGAUUCAUUAGUCUGUCGGAAUGUUGAGCUAUCACUGGAUUGUUUUUCUCGUGCUGGUCACCAUCGACCUUGGUGCUCUAGCACUGCAAUGCUACCGUUGCAAAAGUACUCUCAGCUGGUCAGCCUGCGCGCAGAACAUGAUCGUAGAGGAGUGCACCGCGGAGCAUCCCUUUGAUGAAGGCUACAGGUGCGUUAGCAAUCGGAUGAACUUGACGACGGCUAGGUUUGUGUUACACAUCUACUCCACCGGGUGUGGCUAUGGCAGUUGUGCUACGUCUCAGGGAUUUUUUGAUCACUUGCGGCUGCACGGGAACACAAACAGCAGUAUCGAAGAGUGGCAUCGCUGUGAGGAGGACCUCUGCAACACGCUCGAUCAAAUCCAAAGCGGAAAAGAGCAGGUGGCGUAUGUCGGCUGGCUGUUAGGUGGAUCGAGUCGGAUCAGGAUCGAUGUAGGGCUGGUGAUGGGAAUUAUUUGUUUGCUAGGAAAAGUGAUGUUGCAGGUUGGGUUAAUCUAAAAGAAAUUGUCAAGAAGACUUUUCCUCAAUUGCUUAGCAACUCUUUUGGUGAUGGUAUUAGCGACAAAUUUAUCAUAUUUGAGCGAAAAGUAGAAAAGAAGCGCCAUACAAUUAUAUAGUUUAGGUUCAGUAAUGCAGGUAAUAUAUGUAUAUUAAAAAAAAAUUUCUCAUCCAGGCGGGACUUUCUAAGUCUAAAUUGUCCUUUUCUGUUCUCGUUUAUUUUUCUCAGUUAAAA